Messenger RNA from Triticum urartu, 409 nucleotides. Lineage: Eukaryota; Viridiplantae; Streptophyta; Magnoliopsida; Poales; Poaceae. The record is from RefSeq and is a predicted model, not a curated record.
UGCACGGCGAGAUGAUGGAUCUUAUGGAUGUGAGCAAUGAAAUACAAGAAACCCUUGGUAGAAGCUACAAUGUCCCAGAUGACAUCGAUGAGGAGGAACUUAUGGGCGAGCUUGAUGCUUUGGAAGCUGAUAUGGACUUCGAAUCAAAUUCAGUCCCAUCGUACCUCCAACCAGACAAGGAGACAGAUCUUGAUUCUGAGCUUAACUUACCUGCUGCACCAAGUGGUCAUGCAGCAAUCCCGGCAAACCGGCAGCAGGAGGAUGAACUUGGACUGCCUACGGUGCCGCACACAUCAAUUCGUACCUGAAACUAAAAAAUACGUGUAGGUUUGAUCUUGAUGUAAAUGGUCGGCACUAUGUUUUUGCAUGGACAAUUUCGUUGUAUCUUGCGUCAUAUACCACUGCAAUU